CCUGUUUAAUCGUUUCAGUAACACUGACUUUUUUCUCCCUCCCAUUUGUUUCCUAAUCUGACAUAUUUUCCCUUCCACUAUUAUCUUCAGUGCUUGGAUUACAAACUUCAGCUCUUCAAGUCCAAUUCCGGUGUUUUUCAUGGCGAAAAGUGGAACUUCGUAAACUUAUCUAAACAGGAAGAAAGAAUGUUUUCCAUCCGAUCAAAGUUAGUAUCCAUGUUACAAACAUGGUUACUAACUGAACCAGACUUAGAACUUAAAUUAGGUUUUCUUCGUUCAUCCGUAACGCUGAAAAAUCCUCAUUUGGACAUCACAGUUCUUAACCAAUUGAUUAAGGACUCGAACUUGUAUUUCAAAGAUGUUAGGGUUGACAAUUUGAGUGUUCAAUUCUCUUCUUGGUCUAUUCCUGCUUUUACAUUUGAAGUUCGUGGUGUUCAUGUUACAUUAACCACAAGGGAAAUUGUGGACGGCGAACGUUUACAUUCGCGCAGAGGUCAGAGUGCAGUUUCUGGAUUAAGUGAGGAGAAGAAGAAUUUUUUGUCUAUCAUUGAUCCUGAGGGAACUACAUUGCAUGAUAUAAUCGAAAAGAUUUCUGUUGCUACACCUGCAAGAAAUCAGCUUAUUAAUUCGUUGAUGAAUGUUAUACUCAAGCAGUGUCAUUUAGAAAUGCAUGAUAUUCACUGUGAAGUUCAAUUUCCAGUUAGUAUGGGUUCCAUUGCUUUGUUCAAGAUAGAAAAAUUUAGCGUGGAAUCCUCGCUUCUUAACAAUAGUUCUAUUUUAGGAUCUGUGUUCCGCUGUGCUUUUGCUAACGACAGGGAGAGUUCUUUGGUUAUUAAUGCUAAUGGUAUGGAGAUUGAACUGAAAAGAGAAAAGCACGCUAAUACCGUUUUCUAUUCAAAUGAUGUUGUUGGUCACAUUAAGUUGAAAGAUCUUCAAUUGCUUGACUUUGAAAUUCGCGCGCCACAAUUGAAUUUCGCAUUUUGUCCGAUUGAUCUUCCUAUCCUCCUAGGUUUUGAUGUUUUACUUCCGAAAGUCGUGCCUUGUAGAAAUGGUAAGGAACUAUGGAAUAUUGCUGCAAGCAGAAUUUGUUAUUUGACGCCAAAUACCAGGUUAUCCUUGCAUCAAACGAUUAAUCUUGUUAUGCUGUGGUUGUGUUAUGUCCAAGCAUAUGGGUCUUUGUUAUCAUUAGUUGGAUAUUAUGUGGAAAAGAAACUCGAAAAAGCUGCAAUUAGGGUGUCUAUAGACAAGUCAUUUCGCACUUGCGUUAGACAUCAAUGGAAGGUGAUUACUGAGACCGAGAAGAAAUUGCCCGUAGAAGCACUUGCACGUGCACGCCGAGUAGCUCGUUACAGGGCAGCAACACAUACUCAUCAUACUCAAUCUAUUAAUUCUGAACCACUUAUCGAGAUGCAAAAGAUAUUUGUAGGUAUCUGGAAGAUUCUUUCAUUGUUCUCUAUCAUUUGGAAAACUAUAUGCUGGAUCCUCUAUCCUGUAAUACGUUUCUUAUUUGUGAAGAAUGGGUUGGAUCCAGGUCAAGAAACUGAUGAGUCAUUUCCGGUUAUUUCUGAAGAUUUCUCACCACAAUCUUGCUUCAGUUUAGUACUCGGAAAAGUUUCUGUUGCCAUUCACCCCAUAAACGCAGUUCCCCGUGCUGACUUGGAUUUACGCUCAUUCUGUAUGGUACUUGAUACUCUCUUCUUAGUUUACAUGGCAGACAACACCACUCAGUCCUUAUCAUUGUCUUGUGGGGAUUUGAAAGUCAACUGUACACAUUCAUCUAUAAAUCCACUUACAGAUAGUAAUUUGAAUAAAGAGGUAAAUCGUUUUUCUUCGACUGAAGGACGAAGAAAAGAGAAGAGCCACGAGUCAAGUGUAGUUGUAUGGAGUGAGCCUGCACCACAAUUUGUCCUUCCAGACAAAUUAGCAGCUGAAUCUUCAAAUUCUAGCGGCAAUGCCUCGUUCGUUCAUCUGGAAAGUUAUCUAAAAGAAUUGUGGUCAAACUGGAAAGGAAUUCGCAAAAAACUAGAAGGGAGUAAGGUCCAUUCAUGGGGAAAUCCCUUCCUUAUCUUUGAGAAUAAAAACUUUCUUAUGGUGCCAGGCCUAAGAAAGCCAGGUUAUGGGCUUUCAAGGUGUUAUAUGACUAUGGGAAAGUUUAAUUUUGAGUUGGGAUAUUCUUCGGUUAUGUCUGUAGCUAUGUUGGUUAAGCAGUUCGAACAUACUCUUUCUUGGGCUGCUAUUAGUAGAACAAGGUCUUCUUCACUCACUCCUAUCAUCAGGGGAAAGCCAAAAGAAUUAAGAUUGCAAGAGUACUAUGAAUCUUGCAAAAAUGGAGCGAAAGUAGCGAUGCUUAGGGUGAUACCUGAGAGAAACAUACAAGUUGGAGUAGCUAUUGCUGGUUCUACUGUUCGAAUAUUACUUAAAGAUGAAGGGUUAUUUAGUUCAAAAGAACAGCGUGAUACAUUUACUCAAGGUCACGGUGAUAUGCUGCUGGCAAUUGAUCUGGAGAAUAUUGAAUUUGCUGUAUGGCCAACCCAGGAACCUAAUACCACAGAGAAAUUUAGCAGGAAGGAGCCUUGGUUGAGAGACACUGUGAACGAAAAUAUGAAUGCCAAUUAUAUAUCUGAAUUGCAGAUUACACUUGAUUGUUGCUUCAGGAUGAAUGGGUUAAAUGCUUACUUUGAGGAUGUAAGAGAAAACCGAAGAUCCAAACUAAUUGUCUUAAAACCAGUAGUCAUCCAGUCUUCAUCCUGCAAGGAGUACGUUGAUUCGCUGGCUACAAAUAUUUCGACUUUAGCAACAUCUUUGCAUGGAAUAGCUAAGGGGGUCACGAUUUUAUCAUAUAUGGAUGAGAUAUGGGCUAUUUAUCAGGUGGUUGAAUACAUAUGUUUGAGAAUAUCAUACGAUUUCACAAGUCUUGACUCUAUGUAUGGGGUCCAUGCUGGAGAAGUUACAAUGGAGACAAGUACACCAGGUGACGACACUCCUAAUGGUGGGUCUGCACAAGUACAUGAAGUGGAAGGUGCAUUCUUGAUGUCCAAGAGCAUGCAUUUGGUAAUUGAUGCUACUUUUGACUUCGGGCCACAUGAUAUCAUUCUGGAUAACACCCGGAAAAACACUGGGAACAACAUGCAAACCAAUGGUGCUUCCAGUAAUAAGAACUUAAUAAUUUCUGAUGUUCCUGAGCACGGAUUGGGGGCUUUUCUCCAGCAAGGGCGUGUUCAGAUUUCCUUAAAAGAUGGCCUUGUGAAAGUUCUCAUUGAUCUACUCAAUAUCAAGUCCAUUAUUUUCAAAUACCCAAGUCUGAUUGAAGAAUGCAGUCGUGGAUGCGGGCUUACUGAUAUACUUCAUCUAUCACAUAAUUGCUUGUACGAAUUUUCCCUUUCUGAUUGCACUAUUUCCUUAUCUGUCACUUCUCAUGUGAAUGCUUUAACUUCUGGGAAAAUCGAUGGUGCACUCCCAAGCUCAGUUUUUGGUAGUAGAAGUCCAGCUGCCACAAACGACCCUUCUUCAACCAAUCUUGCUGAUGAAUCAAACAUCCAAUCCCAUGUCUCUAAUAAGAUUUUUGAACGUGAAUGGUCGAGUAAUACAAGUAGUCUAGCGCCAUCACCGAGUUAUGAGUUUCUCAUAGAUGUGCAAGUUGGUGAGAUUCUUAUGGCCAAUAACUCGGUACGCAAUGCUCUUACUGAAGAACAUCAACCAAAGAUACUUCAGUCAUCUCUUUCAAUUGGCGGAGAUUUACACGCCAUCUCAUGGACGAUUCAGGGUGGUCUCAUUGUUCUUGAAACCGCAGCUCUUGCUAUGUUUCUGCAUUGCUUUGAUGUGUACUAUCUGUAUACCAAGAACCUCUUGCCCACAUCUGGAACACAAUCUGAAACAGUUCAACCAGUCGAGGGAAACUUGCACAGUGAAAGCACAUUGUCCCCACUUUUAGUGUCAGACACAAGAACUACACCACCGGUAUCCAAGUGGGGAUUUUUGGGGAUUCUCAGGAUAAUACUGACUCAGUUUUCUCUCAUACUUGUUGUUGUGGAUGAAUCUGGGGGGAUUUGGGAGCUUAUGCUAGAAGCUGACUGCCAUUUGAACCUUGAUUUUAAGAAUUCAAAAAGAAAAUUAUGUUUUGAUAAUUCACGGUUAUCUAUCCAUUCCCAGCAUCUUGCUCAAAGUAGUAGUGCUGAUGAAACAACCAAUGGCAUUCAAUUCCCUCAUUUUCGGUCUAUUAAAGCUAAAGAGACGUCCACCCGCUCUUUAUCUGGUGAUUCAACACCUCCCGGUUUGCUUUAUGAAAAUUGCCCAAGCUCUCCAGAUCCAGACGAAGAAUUUAAGGUUGAAGUUGAUGUUUCUGAUUACUCCCAGAUAAUUGAUGCAAACUGUAUUGUGAAGCAUGUAGCUGCUUGCCUGAUGAUUGAGAAUGAUGUUGCCGGGGAUGAAGUCAUGUGGAAGAGUGAUUGGGUUGGUACUGGCUCUCUUUCUGGUUUGGACUUCACAGUAUCUUUGUCUGAAAUACAGAUGCUCCUGUCUCUUGUUGCACCUUUAUCUUCGGUCCCCAGCACGGAGUCUACUAGCAGUGCAGAACAAAAUAACUUGUCAAGGAGCCUAGAACCAGACAAUGCUUCAAUUGCAAUUCCUGAUGGAGCUGUUGUUGCGUUGCAAGAUAUUCACCAGCACAUGUAUUUUGCUGUUGAAGAUUUGGAAAACGAUUACCGUUUGACUGGUGUCAUCCACUACUCUCUAGCUAAAGAAAGGGCUCUUUUCAGGGUAAAGCAUUGUAGUAGAAGGAGCUGGGGCAUGCCAGUUUCAUGGUUCACCUUAAUAUCAUUGCACGCUAAAAGCAGCUCAGCUGAAGCGUUACGAAUGAACUUCCGUCGGAGAUCGAGUUUUGUUGAUAUCUCUAGCACCAUUGAUGACGACGGGUCACUAUGGAAAGCACUUCCUUAUCAGCCCGACAGUUAUGAGGGAGACACUGACUUGGAGUUUCACAGGCCAGCUUCUAAAAAUACCUUUUACCUUGUUAACAAGAAGUGUGAUUAUGGUGUUGCUUUCAUUGAUGGGCUUCCAGAAUUUGUGGGAAAACCAGGAAACCCGUUUAAGCUGAAAGUGCUCCAAGAGUUUUCUCUCAUACAUGAUGCUUCGAGUCUGAGUACUCCUUUAAGAAGGCCUUCUGAUGCAGGGCAGGGACAGAAUACUGAUAUCGGUGAAGAAGAGUCUUCUAGUCAAUCUAAAGACCAUCCAUAUUUAAGCAUUAAAGUUGACAAGCUUUCUGUGAAUAUUGUUCACAGUGUUCCAGAUGCAAAGGACAAGUUUCCACUUCUUCAGGCAUGCAUUAAUAAUAUCCAAUUCAUCAUUCAAGUCCUAUCCUCAAAAGUAAGAGUCAUUAGUACAUUUACUGCUGCGAUUCUUCACUUUGAUGCUCAGACCAAUCUGUGGAGAGAAAUUGUUCAACCUGUUGGAAUGUGUAUGUUCUACCGUACUAAAUUUGCACCUCAAAUUUCAGAACUUGUCCCACAAGGAGUGCCUGUUAAUUUCUAUUUUAGAAUGAAUCAGGUGGAUGUAUAUCUAACUGAGCUUUCUUUGGACAUACUUCUGUUUAUGGUUGGAAAAUUGAACCUUGCUGGUCCUUAUGCGGUGAAAAACUCGAUGAUUUUGGCUAAUUGCUGCAAGGUGGAAAACCAAACGGGCUUAAACAUCCUUUGUCGUUUUUAUGACAAUCAACACACAGCAAUAGCUGGAAAGCAAUCUGCAUUAAUCUUCCUUAAGGAUAUGGCAUCCACAAAACAGUUCCCAGAAAAUUCAUCGAUUGUGUCGGUCCAGCUUGAUGUGCCCGGUUCUUUUUCGACUUCUCCAAUACACCUUUCUCUUUUAAAGGCUCAAAUUUUUGCCUGGAGAACACGUGUGGCGUCAUUAAAAGAUUCAAGAUCUUACCCUGGGCCAUUUGUUGUGGUUGAACUUUCCAAAAAGACUGAGGAUGGAUUGUCCAUUAUAGUUUCUCCGAUAUUAAGGAUUCACAAUGAAACUGGAUACUCUAUGAUGUUACGUUUUCAGCGGCCUCAGCAAGAAGAAGCAGAAUCCGCUUCAUUUUUGUUGAGGAGUGGGGAUACAGUUGAUGAUUGUAUGGCAUCAGUUGAUGGUAUGAACUUGAGUGGGGGUUCAAAGAAGGCGUUGAUGUCUUUAAGUCUUGGUAAUUUCUUAUUUUCUAUUCGACCUGAAGUAAGUGAAUGCUUUGGAAAUUCUGGAGAAUCAAUUUCAAUAAAUUGGUCAGAGGAUCUUAAAGGUGGAAAGGCAGUUCGUCUAUCUGGAGUAUUUGACAAGUUAAGUUACAGAGUCAAGAGAUCUUUAGGUGUUGAAUCAGUUACACAUUCCUUUGGUACUGUACGCUGUGCUAUUAACACGAAAGGAGCACGGUUAACUGAUCUACAUUUCUUGGUUCAAACCAUUGGAAGAGAUGUACCUGUUAUACAUCCUGGUAAUGUUAAAGAGACGGCAGAUAUGAGGACAUCCCCGGUUGCGAUACAAGAGCAGAAGGAAAUCUUUCUUCUUCCUACAGUCCAUGUCUUCAAUUGCUUGCAAUCUGAUAUACACGUGCUUAUAACGGAAAUUUAUCCGGUUCUAGGUACAUCUGGUGGUGUUAACCACACUGGGAAGGAGGCUACUAUAGUAUGUGGAUCAAGUGCAUGCUUAUAUGGAAAUCCGGCAAUGAUAUACUUCACAGUUACUGUAACUGAAUUUAGUUUAAAGUGCAAACCUGUGAACAGUGGGGAUUGGGUAAAGAAGUUACACAAGCAGAAAAGUAACACCAAUUAUUUGGAUAUAGAGUUGGAUUUUGGUUCAGGAAAAUACUUUGCCUCGUUAAGAUUACAACGUGGAAACAGGGGCAUGUUGGAGGCUGCUGUCUUUACUUCUUACUCGUUGCACAAUGACAGUGAUCUUACCCUCUUUUGCUUCACAGCCAACCAGAAGCCUUUGUCUAGGGAAGAAGCUGAUAGACUGGGCUCGAGCCUUUCUCCGGAGCGUGGUACACUUCUGCCUCCAAAGUCGACCAAGUCAUGGUUGUUGGAAUCCAACAAGCUACAACUUAUUUCAUUGGAAGAAAAAGCAUCUGCAGCGCGGCUAGAUUUGGAUGCUUUGUCGAGAUUUACAGAACUGUGUCUGGAGGUUGAUGAAGGAGCUGGAAUGAAAGUUAUCACCACGUUGAGUGUAUCACUAAAUCCGUAUAAGGCGAAUGUUCUCGUGCCAUCACAAACAGUAUCGCUGGUUCCAAGAUAUGUUGUUUGCAAUGAGUCACCGGUCCCCAUUAUCGUCCGUCAAUGUUAUUUGGAGGAUGUUAGUGAUGGUAUCAUUGCUGUUAAUAGCAAACAGAGAGCAGCUAUAAACAUGAGGUCUGGACCGAACAAGAGGAGAGUAAUCGGAUCCUUUGACUCCUUUCUCAAGAAACAUAGAAAUGCUAACGAGGAUUCUCUAAUGUAUAUCCAGUUUUGCCUGGACGAGAUUGGAUGGAGUUGGUCUGGACCAAUAUGUGUUGCUUCACUAGGAAGAUUCUUUUUGAAGUUUAGAAGAUCCUUGGAUUUUCCUGGCAAUCAAUCAAAUACAAUUACUCAGCAAGAUAAUAAAAUGACAGAGUUUGCAGUGGUACAUGUUGUAGAGGAAGGUUCUACUCUAGUUUUGCACUUCCAUAGGCCGCCAAAUAUUAGUUUACCCUAUCGUAUAGAGAACUCCUUACGCGAUGCAUCAAUAACAUAUUACCAGAAGGACUCAUCAGUCCCAGAGAAUCUAGGAUCUGGAACUUCUGUCAGUUAUGUCUGGGAUGACUUGAGUUUACCUCAUAAACUGGUAGUCCACAUUCCUGGUAUGCGCCUCUCCCGUGAAAUAAAUAUGGAGAAGGUUUGUGAAUGGAAACCUCUUCUUAAAGUACGUCAGCAGAGAGGAUUGGCGUUGGACUUUCCUCUGGAUAAGAAACCAGGAAAACAGAGACGAAAUGGGGAUGGGUCAACUGAGCUUGAGAUGCCAAAGGUGGGGUAUGAAGUAUAUACAGAUGGCUCUACAAGGGUUCUACAAAUAUCUGAAUUUCACGAUUGUUCCGAUGAAGAUAAAGCACUUUACCCAUGUGCAAAGAUUCAGUUUAGAGUUUCUAAUUUAAUAAUUCACUUACUUGAGCAGGGAAAACAGGAUGAAGAUGCAAGUCAACAAUCAGAUUAUUCCCCACUGAUAAUAGCAAGGCUUGGAAAUAUCAAUCUGGAUUCAGUAUAUACCGAUCGGAUAAAGUAUAAUCAGAUCACAUUACAGUCAUUGGAUGUGGAAGAGAAAUGGGCAGGAGCUCCCUUUGCAGCAAUGUUACGACGAGAUCAAUUAAAUUACUCGGAAGCAAAAGGAAACAUUGUGUUUAUUGCUUUUACUCUAGUUCCAACAAAUUCCAAUGUGAAACAAGUGAAUUAUGCCUCCAUCAUUUUGCAGCCUCUUGAUUUGAACAUUGACGAGGAGACACUAAUGAAGCUUGUUCCAUUUUGGAGGACAUCUCUCAGUGACUCGACGGCUCCCAGCCGACAGUUUUACUUCAAACAUUUUGAGAUCCAUCCAGUUAAGAUUGUGGCAAGCUUUCUCCCUGGGAGUUCAGAUUCAAAUUAUAGCUCUGCUCAAGAGACUCUUAGAUCACUAUUGCAUAGUGUGAUAAAGAUCCCAGCUGUAAAAAAUAAAGAUGUUGAGCUCAAUGGUAUUUUGGUCACUCAUGCUCUUGUAACAGUGCGUGAAUUGCUUAUUAAGUGUGCACAACAUUAUUCAUGGUAUGCUAUGAGGGCUGUCUACAUUGCAAAGGGAAGCCCGUUGCUACCACCGGCUUUUGCUUCUAUUUUUGAUGACUCAGCUUCAUCCUCUCUCGAUGUCUUUUUCGAUCCUUCUAGUGGUUUGAUCAAUCUUCCAGGGAUUACUUUGGGUAUGUUCAAGUUCAUCAGUAAAAGCAUCAACAAGAAAGGUUUUUCUGGUACAAAACGCUAUAUUGGCGAUCUUGGCAAAACUGUGAAAACAGCAGGGUCAAAUGUUCUCUUUGCUGCUAUUACUGAAGUAUCAGAUUGUAUUCUGCGUGGAGCAGAAGCAAAUGGUUUUAAUGGAAUGAUUACGGGCUUUCACCAAGGAAUAUUGAGAUUGGCCAUGGAGCCCUCACUGUUAGGGACGGCUGUCAUGGAGGGUGGUCCAGCUAGAAAAAUUAAACUUGACCGUAGUCCUGGAGUUGACGAGUUAUAUAUUGAAGGAUAUCUACAAGCUAUGUUGGAUGCAUUGUAUAAACAAGAGUAUCUCAGAGUCAGAGUCAUUGACAACCAAGUUAUUCUAAAAAAUCUACCUCCAAGCACUUCCCUCAUAAGCGAGAUUAUGGAUCGCGUAAAUAGUUUUCUCAUGAGCAAGGGACUCUUAAAAGGAGAAUUACCAGCAAGUUCCCGUCCAUUACGCCAUCUUCGAGGGGAAACAGAGUGGAAAAUUGGACCAACAAUUCUGACUUUGUGGGAACACCUGUUUGUGAGUUUUACAAUCCGCAUGCUUAGGAAUCAAGCAGAUAAGGUUAUAACUGGCAUGAAACAGAAAGGAAAGUCAGAGGAGAAAGAAAGUAUGUCCAUUGUCUCCGCAUCAGUAGGAAAGCCAGAGGGGAAGUUUAAUCUGCAAUGGGGGAUCAGUAAGUUUGUGUUUUCGGGUUUGUUAGCAUAUAUUGACGGAAGACUGUGCCGGUGCAUUCCAAAUUCAAUUGUCAGGCGAGUUGUGAGUGGGUUUUUGUUGACUUUUCUCGACAAGAGGGAAAACAAAUAGUUGCCCUUUUUUUUUUUUGCCCGAUGCCAUAAAUUUUUUGAUGUUUACUCUCCGUAUAGUUUUUGUUAAAGCAACGCCCUUGGAUGGGGUCCGAGUCCUGACCAACCGGAGCUAAGGUUUAUUUUGCUCCUUAGCAUUGUGAAUAUAUACUUGUAAAUUCUUGGUGUCCAUAAAUAACGGUAAAUUCUUAGUCUUGUAUAAUAUAGUCGUUAUAUAAUCCAGUUAAAAGUUAAUG
Papaver somniferum (opium poppy) is the source of this 10018-nucleotide messenger RNA. RefSeq lists its product as uncharacterized. Gene Ontology annotation, biological process: protein retention in Golgi apparatus; protein targeting to vacuole. NCBI's taxonomy places the organism in Eukaryota, Viridiplantae, Streptophyta, Magnoliopsida, Ranunculales, Papaveraceae. Bases 187 to 9783 code for a protein of 3198 amino acids. The record is from RefSeq and is a predicted model, not a curated record. The transcript has 36 exons. Gene Ontology annotation, cellular component: extrinsic component of membrane.